ACUAAAUGUAGGAGCUGGAGGCGGCGGCCGUUCCCGUCGGCCUCCGGCACGACUGACCGCGGACAGGCCCGAAGGCGGGCGGGAGGCUGGAGCUUAUUUAAUGAAAAGUGCCAUACACUGAAAAACCAAACAUGAGGGUAGCAGUUUAAUGAGCGGCGUGAAGAACAACGUUGGAAGAGGGAUCAACGUUGCCUUGGCAAAUGGAAAAACAGGAGAAGUAUUAGACACUAAAUAUUUUGACAUGUGGGGAGGAGAUGUGGAACCGUUUAUUGAGUUUCUUAAGGCCAUACAAGAUGGAACAAUAGUUUUAAUGGGAACAUACGAUGAUGGAGCAACCAAACUCAAUGAUGAGGCACGGCGGCUCAUUGCAGAAUUGGGAAGUACAUCUAUUACUAAUCUUGGUUUUAGAGACAACUGGGUCUUCUGUGGUGGGAAGGGCAUUAAGACAAAAAGCCCUUUUGAACAGCACAUAAAGAACAAUAAGGAUACAAACAAAUAUGAAGGCUGGCCUGAAGUUGUAGAGAUGGAAGGAUGCAUCCCCCAGAAGCAAGACUAAAGGGACCGUGGAGAAAAUGGAAGGAAGCACACUUUAACUGUUCACGGGAGAGCUCUAAAGGAAAAACUUCAUGUAAAUAUUUUAAGAGCAUGCAGCAAUCUCGGUGUAUGCAUGAACAUUAUUUCUUUUGAUAUCAGGAUUAUUUAUUACUAACGUAAAUAGAUAUCUUUGUAAAUAGCCAACCUAACGAGCAGAUCACUGAAGCAUUUCUAAGCACAUCUCCCUGCAAGAACAAUGUGUAGACUGCUGUGGUGGUAAUGUGUCUUAAUUCUAAGUGCAUACCAGACAGAUAACUGAAAAGAUUGUAAAAACUAUAUUGAUAUGUAUACUGUUGCUGUGAAAAUCUGUCAUGGAAUAAUAAUGGAUUUUAGGGAA
Oryctolagus cuniculus (rabbit) is the source of this 931-nucleotide messenger RNA. Lineage: Eukaryota; Metazoa; Chordata; Mammalia; Lagomorpha; Leporidae. The record is from RefSeq and is a predicted model, not a curated record.